Oryzias latipes (Japanese medaka) is the source of this 1618-nucleotide messenger RNA. RefSeq names its product stem-loop binding protein 2 (gene slbp2). Gene Ontology annotation, biological process: mRNA transport; mRNA 3'-end processing by stem-loop binding and cleavage. The record is from RefSeq and is a predicted model, not a curated record. Lineage: Eukaryota; Metazoa; Chordata; Actinopteri; Beloniformes; Adrianichthyidae. Gene Ontology annotation, cellular component: cytoplasm; histone pre-mRNA 3'end processing complex. Gene Ontology annotation, molecular function: mRNA binding; histone pre-mRNA stem-loop binding.
GAAGGUGUGAAAGCGCUUCCACGGCGUCUGUCCGCCUGAAGAGAAGAGCUGAGAUGUCAACGAGUGGAGUGGAACCCGCAGCGCAGAGCCCGCUGUUGUCCUCCAGCUUGUCCUUCAGCCCGUGGUCAUGCGUUUGUGUGAAGGGCUGGUCCUCGGCCAUGUGGAACAGCCUCUCCGACCCACUGCUGCCCCCUUCAGGAUACUCUGCCACUGAACCGUGGCUCCUCCCAGAAUGCAGCUCUGUCUAUGACAGUUUGGUCAGUAACGCCUCUCCGAUCCCGUCUCCACCGGCACUCGGCGGCCUGCGAGGACGUGAACGAGCGCACAGCAGCAAACCUCGCAGAUCAUCCAUCCUGGAGCGCUGCAUCCUUAAAGCGUCCACCAGCAGCGUGGCCGUGGGGACGGAUGACGUGGACAAGAGGCCCCCGUUUGGCCGUUGUUACCCCCGCCUGCCUGACCCGGCCAACUCUGAGACCAACGCUGCGGUUCUGAAGCGGCGGCAGAAACAGAUUCAGUACGGCAAGAACACCACCGGCUAUCUGAACUACCUGCAGCAGGUGCCAAAACACCUGAGGGACCCAAAGCUUCACCCAUCCACUCCCAACAAGUACAAAAAGUACAGUCGGCGCUCCUGGGACAUGCAGGUUCGUCUGUGGAGGCGGGCGCUGCACCUGUGGGACCCUCCAUCUGCAAGCCAACCGGAUGAGACGCCUGACCCAGUGGAGCAGCUGCAAAGCCAGCUAGCGAAGAUGACGUCUGACCUGUGCGAGGACGGAGGAGACGAGCAGAGAGGGAAUCGUGCUCCUGCGUCCUCUAAAGUCUUCUCUGUGUGUCCAUUUUCCGCCGCCUGCGAGGAACCAGCCGGGGCCUGGACUGUCCCAACCUCACCGAUGCAGACAGCCUGCCGGCCUCUCCGCUCCCCUCCAGGCCUCGGCUACUCCCACAGGAAUCUGCUGAUCCCCGAUGACCAGAGUGACUGGCCCCGCCUCCUGAUGGAAACUGAUCACAUGCCAGAUUUCGGCUCUGAUGACCAGCAGGUUCCUGUGUUUUCUGACCAGCUCUUCUGGAAUCCUUACUGAUCUGAAGUGAACGUGGAAAAGGUGCCCUGAACAGCCUCUACCUCUGAUCAUGACCGUGUUUGUAUCGUCUGAUUUGUUUGACUUUUAAAGAUGAGCUCAGAUUUCCUUCGUGGCAGCAGAAGGGAUUGAUCCCUGAUCCAGUCGUGGUCCAAUCCUCCACUCUGCCCUGAAGGCGGGGCGGGGGCAGUGUUGGGCUCCCGACCUGAGCACCACUCUAUCAUUGGCACUUAUUUUUUAUUUUAUUUUUUUGUUGAACUGCAUCAGUUGGAGCACUUGUCACCUGCACUGUUUGAGUCUGACCUGCUGGAAGAUCCACCAGCUCGUCCUUAACUCCUGUCUGUCACUCUGUCCUUGUCUUCGUCCACCUUCACCACUGUGCUCUGCUGUCUGGCUCAGGUUCUUCCUCGUAUCCAUGUUUUUUCUCAAAAACAAAGUUCUCAGUGUUCUGUCACUUUUUUUUACUUGAUUUUUGCUGCUUGAAUAUCAAGAGCAUUGUUAAAAUGAGAUAAUAAAGAUUUAAAUAAAGUGUUGUAAAGUUG